GGUCUCGUGAUUAUUGUACCACCGAACCUCGCGGUUCUCAAUCGUUUACUCAUAAAAAAAAGAUUGAAACCUACGAUAAAGGAAUCGGUCUAAAUGAGAUCGCAAUGACAACAAGUCGGAGAUAAGAUCAUAUCGUGAGGUGCUCCACGUACCCAACUUUUCCGACACCAAUGAAGGAUGGCGUUUCCACCGUUGGUCAGCUCGACGCCUCCUCCGUUGGAUAAUUUCGGUGACUCCGAGGAGGACGAGUUCGGGGAUUUCGCAACUGGAGGCAUAGAUGGAUUAUCCGUGUCUUCAGACUCACCUCAGAAACUUAUAACACCUAUUCAAACGCCUCUGCCAUCGCAGAAUGCCUCACCGAAGGUGAAUGGCAUCCCAGAUACUCCUAGAAAGACACCUGUGAAACCGUGGACCUGUGUCAAUACUAUGUGUCCAUGUGUGAAACCAACGAUCACAGAAGAUGUCUUGAUACUCGAGAAAAUAAAUGAUACUGUAAGCAAUAUUAAACUGAAGACAGACGAUGAGAAUGUUGAGACAGUGGUUGAGGAGAGUAAAAAGAAUAUAGAGAAUAAUAAUAAUAAAGAGGAUGCAGCUGAGAGGACGAUCUCCAGUGCGAGUAAUCUAGCGAGCGAGGGUAGCAGUUUAGCUAGUGAACGGGAGGCUUCUCCAAACCCAGAGGACGUGGAACCGUUGAGCCUGGAUUUUGGAGAUCCCACCGUACCUCCCGACGCCGUACAACCAGUAGAAGACGAAUUUUAUGACUACGAGGAGUUCGAGACUGCAGAAAGUUGGAUUCCCAGUAACGAUGCGUUUUCAGAGUUCAAAUUCGCUGAAUCUGAGAAUACUUUGAACAAUGCCAGCAGUCUGAGCAGAGACUCGAACGUCGACGAUAAGAAAGAUUUGGAUGUGGACUUGGAAAAUGAGAAACCUAAAUUGGAUGAGCGACAUGUAGAAAAUAGCGAAGAUGCUUUUGAAUUUGGAGAUUUCGAGGAUUCGAAAUUUCCAAGCGUCGAGCAUUCGAGUUUCCCUGUUGAGGGAGAGCUACUCGACGACUCAAAGCCUGAUUUCUCUUCAAGGGAAACGAAGGACGAGGCUGUCUCAUUCGGAGAAGGAAAAAGCGUUCGAGCCGAGAAUUCUCAAACACUGCCAGUUAUCUCCAGGUGUUCCAGCGAAGAGUUUGGCGACUUCAAGUACGACACGGCUUCUUUCGAGGCUCCUCAGAUGGAAUUCUCCGGUUUCACGGAGGCAACUGAGAACAGAGAGGAGGCUUUGGUUCAGGAUGAUGAUUUCGGGGAUUUCGCCAAUUUUUCUGAGCAUACGCAACCUGAAAGGGUUGACGAAACAAAUGUACCUGAAAGGAGAGGAGACGAUGACGAUUUUGGUGACUUCAAUGACUUCGAGACUGCCUUUGAACAGCUCGCAGUGGAACCACCGCAAAUCAGUUUAAAAGAGUCAAUUUGUCGGAUAGAAAAUAAGAACGCUGCUAACAAAAUAGAAGAUAUAAUAACAAUAAUGUUCCCAUUGGACUCCGAGCAAGGCGAGAUCGAAAUCGAAGCGUUGAUAACGCAAGUGGACAAAGUGUGGCAGAGUAUAAAGAACGUAGAAGAAACGAACGCGUUGACUUAUCAAUGGGCGAACAGUUCUAGCAACAACGUGUUGUUGAACUCGCUCGGCAUAGACUCCCGGAAUAUUUGUUUGCAGUUGUUCGGGCCGAGGUGGAACCCAAACGUCCCGAGAUUCGCGGCGAAUCUCGGUUUCACUCCUUUGGAGCCAAUCAAAGCUAUGCCCGAGUCUCAACCGACUGCUUCGAGUUCUAAUAAAACUCAGACCUCGACUAAUUCGGAGGAAGUACCUGCUGCUCAAUUCGAUUGGAAUAGUUCCGGGCUUGUUAAUCCCUUAGAAGCUAGUGGUGGUUUAUCUGCUCUUCUACCUCUGGACUUUCUGUGUCCUUUCGAUCCUCUACUAACAUCCCACAGCUCCACCAACUCUGAAUCCUACCAUCGACCAAGUAGCGCAAGGAAUCCUAUUAAUCAUCAUGCCCCGGAGUCGAACGUAAGCAGAGAACGUUGCAACUCGGUGUCCAAAGUGGAGACGUUAGAUCCGUUGGAGAUCGACGUUGCUAAGUCGAGACGUUCUUCGAAGAUAAUCGAGCCUCUGCCUGCUCCACGGUCGUCCGAAUGGAAGAAGAAACCCGAGCACAAGUCUAGCCAGAGAGCAGUUCUCACCGAGAAGCAGUGUCCUACGGAAAAGCAAUUUUCAGUAAACGAGAAGCAGUACGCGAGUACAGAGAGACAAUUCUCAUCGAACGAUAAACAGUAUUUGCCAUCGGAGAGGUCAGAGUAUCGCGGCAAGGCUGCGAACAAGAGACCGGAACACGUGGUGAUGGACAGGUACGGUCGGAUGAUGCCGAUCCAACCGGAGACAGCGAAAGUAUUGAACCGGCUGCCGGAUCUCUCGUUCCUCAGCGCGAGAACUCUGAUGCUCGACAGGGCCUGCGAGAUGGGCGUGAUAAGUCGCAAGAUGCCCGGCUGAGUAACGUCGGUCUGAGCGCGAGUUUGAAAGGUCAGAACAUUCGACAGAAAACAACACAACUCUCUCUCCUAGUGUCCCGUGGACAGAUGCGACGUAGAAACGAAGGAGAAAAGACGUUCCAUUAACCUUUCAAACCCGCGCUUGGACCGACCUUCCUAAAACCCAUCCUCCCCCGUCCAUUGCCCCCUACUUCCCUCUCCUCCCCUAGCCAUGAAACGCAAAGAACACGUUCACUGAUCAAGUAUUCACCUGUUCAGUAUGAGAAAUACCGAUUCCGUAUGGAGUUAAAUAAGCGAGAUUCGGAGAGGAACCGUGGUUCACGAAACGGAGUCCUGAUGUAAUUUCAGUUCCGAUGAGUUUCUCAACUGGCUUGCGAGUAUUCACACAUCACCGAUAGUAUGUGAUACAUAGUUGCCCUUUGUUCAAGGCUGCGGAUUUUCAUGCAGAAUAUUUAUACAUCGAUUUUAAAAGCAUAGACUUUUCUUUGAACAUAAAGUUCUGUAGAAUUUCAUUUUUAAAGUAGAGGGUAUAAACGCAUAAAAUCUGCAGUCUAUUAAUCAUCGUUUAAGCUUAAGUAUUCUCCCUUCCUCCCUUCGUUUCUCAGAUGCGACGUGGACCAAUCGAUAGUUUAAGCGCGUAGCUAAUAGCAACGUUUCUAAUUAUUAUUACUGCUUCUAAUCCUUGUUUCAACGGGUAUAUUAAUUAAGGAAUUGUCGACACACAUUUUCGUGGCCUUGCGAGGUUUUUUUUUCCAAGCAUAAUGUACUUAAUCUAGCGCGCACGCCGACUCCGUUCCGUGAACGGGCGUAAAACUGUGCGAGCUAAUAGUAUCCGCAGCCGUUUACCACGCGUCGUAUGCAACAUUUUCGUUUUCGAAAUGGCCGAAAACAGCGAAACUGUAGUCGGUGACACCGAGCCACAGCUCGGCGCUGAUAUUACGUUCAGAGGGAAUUGUCAAACGUAGCUGGCGUUCAAAAGUGACUUAAAAAAGAAGAAACAAUACUAAUAAGACGAUAUUGUAGACGGAGAAACUUAACACGGGGGUGCUCACACCUUUCACAUUUGAUAAUCCUCAUUUUUUCAUAGACUGAACGUUCUUAUCACGGUAUCGAUUUCAGUUAAGCGUAUCCCGUCGUGCUCGCGUUGAGGAUUUCCAACUUACUAGUUUAAUUUAUUAAUACCGCAAUUAUUCCGUGCUACUAAUCCUGCGAGUCUGGGAAUCUUCUACGCGAGAGGGAUGAUCCUCUUGUACAGGAUAUAUCAGAGAAAGCCUGUGUCAUUUAAUUGGUACUAGUCAAUCUCGGAACUUACACAGAACACGGAAAUAAUUUACCCUUCUACAGUGUCAAUAAAAUAACUCUUAUUUUUA
Molecule: messenger RNA, 3901 nt
Organism: Ceratina calcarata
Lineage: Eukaryota; Metazoa; Arthropoda; Insecta; Hymenoptera; Apidae
Gene: Afti
Product: aftiphilin
Exons: 8
Coding region: 178-2532 (784 amino acids)
Biological process (GO): intracellular transport
Cellular component (GO): trans-Golgi network membrane; AP-1 adaptor complex
Molecular function (GO): clathrin binding
Source: RefSeq, a predicted model, not a curated record